CUGUGAUGAUGCUCUCUUUCGAGUGCAUAUCCCACACAUGUCACUGCCCUAGUAUAUACACUACAUCCGCCAUCUAUCGGCUUUGUACAUGAUGCAGCCAAGAUGCACAAGCGGAUCUUUCUCGCUAAAGCUAGACAGCGGGAGGGUUGCGAUAUGCGUAUUCCCCUCCCCUCUCCGGGGACCAAACGGAACCACUCAUUGCGACGUCUCACAUCACGCACAUCAGAGAGUGCCUGCCAGCCUUGCCUCUUCUUCUGACCGAGGAAGGAACGAGUUGGAUGGCAGAGAAAGAGAAAAAAAGUCUCGGACGUGUGUGGGCUGGACGGGAACAGGGAUGGAGGGAGACAGACCUGGAAGCGCGAUCGGCCCUACCCGCCAAGCCCCAGUGCCCCCCCCGCCGUCAAAGGCCCACCCCUUCAGCAGGGGUUCCAACAGCUCCCACCCACCAGGUUGUCCCGACCAGCAUCUCGACCUCCUCCCGAUGCAGCAUAAGCAGCAGGCGAGCAGGUCUUGUUUUCGCCAAGGCACCAGUGCUGUGGGGAGAGGCAAAAAACCCAGAACCAUUCGACAACGGCAGAAGAGCUCGAAGAGCCAACCCACGUGUGUGCCACCGCUGGCUGAUGUCCCCCCGCGCUGACCAUCGCCUCUCCAUGUGUCCGUCUGGUUAAAUACAGACGGCACAACCUGUGUUUCCUCCUGACUCUGCAUCCCUCCUCAACAGGUCGAUCAGCCACCCGCUACAACAACCUUCGCAGUCUCGUCUCUGAGCACGCGACAUCCACCGUCCAACUACAAUGGCGGUCCUCCACCAAUUCGACUACCUCUUCGCCAUUGGCACCAUCUUCGCAGGCCUCGACGCCUGGAACAUUGGUGCCAACGAUGUGGCCAACUCAUGGGCCACCUCUGUGGCUUCCCAGUCCGUGACCUACCUCCAGGCCAUGGUUCUCGCCUCUGUGAUGGAGUUUGCCGGCUCCGUUGGUGUUGGAGCCCGCGUUGCCGACACCAUCCGCACCAAGAUUGUCGACACGAAUCUCUUCAAAGAUGAUCCCGCUCUUCUCAUGCUUGGCAUGGUGUGCGCUGUUACCGCUUCCUCCAUCUACCUCACCAUGGCUACCAAGAUUGGUCUUCCCGUCUCCACCACCCAUUCCAUCAUGGGUGGUGUCAUUGGCAUGGGUGUUGCCGCCGUUGGCGCCGAUGGUGUCCAGUGGGUUGGCAAGGGUCCCGGUACUGGUGCCAUCAACUCUGGUGUCGUCCAGGUCUUCCUCGCCUGGAUCAUCGCUCCUGGUCUCUCCGCUAUCUUCGCCUCCAUCAUCUUCUUGAUCACCAAGUAUGGCGUCAUGCUUCGCAAGAACCCCGUCUGGAAGGCCUUCAUCUACGUGCCAGUCUACUUCGGUCUCGCCGCCGCGCUCCUUACCAUGUUGCUUCUCUGGAAGGGUGGCAACUACGAGGUCAAGCUCACUGAUUCCCAGCUCCCCGGUGUCAUUGUUGCCGUCGGUGUCGGUUUUGCCCUCCUCAUGUGCGUCACUCUGAUGCCCUGGCUCUACCGCGUUGUCAUGCUCGAUGACUGGCAGCUCCACUGGUACCACAUCCCUCUUGGUCUCUUCCUCCUCCGCCGCGGCCCCGUCCCUGAGAACCCCGACGACGAGUACGAGGACGAGCCUGUCCAGGAGGUCAGCCCCAAGGAUGAGCUCGCCGCCACCAAGGCCGCUCAGCGUGGUGAUGUCGAGAUAUCUGCCGCCGGUGCCCUCCCCGAGAAGAUUGUUGGCACCGCCGACUCCACCGAUGGUGCCUCUGCCAAUGCUCCCGCUGCCCCCGUCCGCCGCAAGAAGCCCUCCGACUUCCAGAAGGCCCACAAGAAGCUGCUCAAGGGCAGACCCGAGGGCAAGUGGUACACUUGGCCUGUUAUCUGGUAUGGGAUGAAGUGGUGUGUCCUCCACGGUAUCGAUCAGGAUGUUGUCAACCUUGCCGGUCAGAAGAGCGCCCUCGCCGGUGAUGUCGAGGAGAUUCACGCUCACGCUGCUCGCUACGACAACAAGGCCGAGUACAUGUACAGCUUCCUCCAGGUCAUGACUGCCGCCACUGCCUCCUUCACCCACGGUGCCAACGAUAUCGCCAACGCCAUCGGUCCCUAUGCCACCGUCUUCGAGAUCUGGAACUCGGGUGCCCUCCCCGAGACUGGCAAGGCUGCCGUUCCCAUUUGGAUUCUCUGCUUCGGCGCUGCCAUGCUCGUCCUCGGCAUCUGGACUUAUGGCUAUAACAUCAUGAGGAACUUGGGUAACCGCCUCACCCUCCAGUCGCCAUCCCGUGGUUUCUCCAUGGAGCUUGGUUCUGCCAUCACUGUCAUUCUUGCCACCCGCUUGAAGCUCCCUGUCUCCACCACCCAGUGCAUCACUGGUGCCACCGUCGGUGUCGGUCUCUGCUCUGGCACCUGGCGCACCGUCAACUGGCGCAUGGUCGGCUGGAUCUACUUCGGCUGGUUCAUCACCCUCCCCGUCGCUGGUAUCAUCUCUGGCUGCCUCAUGGGCAUCAUCAUCAACGCUCCUCGCUGGGGCUACUCUGGUUAAAUUGGGAUUAGCAUUGGCGUUUUUCUUUUGGAUUUGUUUGUUUGAGAGUGUGUGGGUUCGAAAAGUACUGGGAUCUGCACAUUGGUUGAAGGAUGUGAUUAUUGGAUAGUAUAAUAGUUUGUGGUUCCGGUUUCAGAAUACCCCCUGGGAGGCUUGGAUAUCUUGCGAGUAGUAAUUAGAAAGGUCUUGGACCUGUACCUACCACUUCUGUCUUUUGAUCUCUUGUGCA
This is a messenger RNA of Podospora pseudocomata, 2793 nucleotides long. RefSeq names its product Na+/Pi symporter (gene PHO89). Gene Ontology annotation, cellular component: membrane. Gene Ontology annotation, biological process: phosphate ion transmembrane transport. NCBI's taxonomy places the organism in Eukaryota, Fungi, Ascomycota, Sordariomycetes, Sordariales, Podosporaceae. The transcript has 3 exons. The record is from RefSeq and is a predicted model, not a curated record. Bases 795 to 2564 code for a protein of 589 amino acids.